Molecule: messenger RNA, 3527 nt
Organism: Colletotrichum destructivum
Lineage: Eukaryota; Fungi; Ascomycota; Sordariomycetes; Glomerellales; Glomerellaceae
Exons: 3
Coding region: 125-1903 (592 amino acids)
Source: RefSeq, a predicted model, not a curated record
GCAAGCUCAAUUUCUUUUUACGAGACACUAGCAUUUUUCUGCCCACUCCUCGGUUUAUAACACUGGGAAAUCCGUGUCCCAUUUUACAUUCGGCCGUCGCUCUCAUCCAGUCACCAAAGUCACGAUGGCCACCGCUUGCAUUUCGCAGCGGUGUGGCCUCUGCGGCUUCAAGAUUCAGAAAAAUGAUAGGAUCGUUGCUGUGAUGAACGACGGACGACAGUCGGGUGAAAUGUCCUACAAUCUGUCGAUGACUGACCAAUAUGGUGCAAGUUUCGAGGAGUGUCUUGGUGCUUGCCCUCAUCGAGGCGGACGAGAAGUAGGCUGCCAUGCCAUGUGUGCCAGUCUCGUCCCCUUAGCGUCGCGUGCAUCACUACUCAAGGUGUUGACAUACCAAUACGAACCUUCGCCUUUUGAGGUUACCAGGCGCAUGAACUGGUUCCAUAUACAAUUCGCGUCAACAUCACCGAUUUGGAGGCAUGCGAAACCACACUUGCCCCAAGAACUCCGUUCUCAGAUUGCGACGCACCUUCUUCAGGGUACCGCUCUGCGCCGGUACACCGUGGCAUGCACCCGCAUUCUGCCGAAGGAUAUGGAGAGUGGUAGCUCUCGCAUCCGCGUCUCAGCCGAAAUUUGGGCGCGUUUCAUUGAUUUUGAAGGAGUCCGGUAUAUUUCGUCCCUGAGCAAUUCACCCGACGAUGAUCAUGCGGAGUCUAUCUUCGCGCCCAACACUGCUCAGGCCGUUGAUUCCAUCUAUGUCGCCGAAAACCAUCUGGGCGCGAUGCAGGUACUGUUCUGCAGCUCCGUUAAGGCUCCAGUUGUAGAAAGACGACAGGGUCUUUGGUGGAGGAUCAUUCAGCUACGGGGUCGUUGUCCGGUGCUCGUUAUUCAAACCGAUGUAAGGGCCUUACCACUUUUUUCCAGGUACAGGACUAACGUGCCUCAGGGUGUCAAGUUGCGUACCAUCAUGGUAGAAAGCGAGGAGGCCGGCUCGCAUUUGACUCAAUCCUUGUGGUCUGUGCCUCCGUCAGAACCCCUUCGGCUAGUUCAACUGGAGGCUCGCCCGCCGGCAGCUCAAUUAUCAAUGUUAGCUUGUAACGAACCUGGCAUAGCCGCGUAUUCAGUUUACUGGAACUGCUCGAUUAUGUUGUUACACGCUCAUAUCCCUGGAGAAGAUCUCACUUUCUAUGAAGGCUAUCAAGAAGGCAUUUGGUUACAUUUUCCUCUCAAAACAGGAGAAAAAAUAUCCGAAAUCUGGAAACACGGCCAAGUCGAAUCUGACCUGGCCCUCAUUCUCAAGACGAACCAUAGCCGUGUUGCUCUUUUUGGUCCUCAAUCCAUAUCGCAGCCACUGCCCCUGCCGACCUUGAUCGACCUUCCACCUCAAGACAGGGGCAGCCGGUUUUUUUUUGAGCACUCCCCGCUUGGGGUAUGUAGCCUCUAUUUCGAAACCCCUAAACCAGCGCCUCCUACUAAUUCCUCGCUCACUCUCCCAAAACCUAUGUCUCGACAACCAAAAUCCUUCUCUGAGUCUUACUUCUACACGACAGCCGAUCUUGACGACAUUGAGAUGAUUGUGCCGUGCCAGCGCUAUAUACGCGGGAAACGACAUAUCAUUGGUCUGCUUCUUCAGUUUCCUGAGGGCCGCCAGUCUUGUGUUGGCCAGGUUCGUCUUGAUAGCUUGGGAGGUCCUCUCCGAGCGGACGGCCAUCAAAGCAUAUGGCUCGGCUUCUCUAAAAGUGACCACAGACCGUUCGUGUCUGCUGUGGUACUUUCAAAACCAAGAGGCAACGAAGGCAUCUCGUGGCUUGAGAUACAAUUUUAUGGCACGUUGGAAUGGUGGUUUACCUUGAGGCAAUGCCAAGUGUGUUACAUGGGAAAGUCGAGUCCACCUACUAGACUUUGAUUCGGGGAGCCGCGCUGACAGGGAGCUGGUUAUUAAACCAGAAACAAGAUAUGAGCUAGACACUGAGGGGCAUGGUGACGUACAGCAGUGUUUUCUUUUGCACAGCAACAAGACGAAGUUUUGGCGGCCGUCAGGGCACGAUGAUGUUGCGGACAGCAUGAAAUCCUCGGAGCGGGUGCGCAGACGAACCGGCGGAUCAGUGCGGGUGGAUCCUUCAUGACUUGUCGGAGGUUGCGGUGCCAAAGGGCCUGCGCUUGGUGUUGAUCACCGAGCUGUGAGAGGGUUAGCUGUACGGGGUUGUGGGGAUGUCACUAACGGCUGCUAUUUCUUUGCGGUAGAAGGCUACUGACCCGACUAUCAGCAGAUAAGGAGCUGCUACAGACGGCGGACGGUGUGCCAGACAUGUAACACUGGUACUUCCGAGGUUUCAGUGCGUUUUGGCAACCUCCACGAAACAUCUCUCCGGCUUGGCACGGGCUGUUAGUGUCAUGCUAAGGAGGGGCCCCAGUUCCCGCGGUUUGCCGCCGCGCGCUGGGGCAGAUUAGCUAUACGCUAAUCAAACCCUUAACAACGCACAUUUUCCCCUCGAUUCGAGCCGACGAUUAUUCAACCUAACGAGCCGCCGCCGACUUGACAUCGCCUUCCGCAGGCUAGAUGAAGUCUUCCUGGUAGGGCAGGAAGCAGAGGUUCCAUCUAGCCUCCCGAAGGAGCCGGGCGAACUUCAUUCCCGGCGCAAGCGGCACUUCCGGGCCCAAAUUGAACACCACCGAUCGACUUUUCGACUUCGCUCCCUCAACACCUUUUCCCCUCAAACGAUCGAAGACCCCCUCGAAAAGACAAACAGACACUAGGGUUGCUGUGUAUAGCCACGGUAAUACACGGCUGUGCUUGUUACAGAGCCUAACAGCAAACCCUACAACCUAUCCUCACGAGGUUUCGCCCCUUGUGGUUUCCCUCGUGGCGGUAUAACCUAUCACGAUAUGCUUCGGACGGCUACUGGGACGUUGUGUAAACCAGCAGCCUGCGGGCUCUGGGUCGAAGGAGAGGAAAUACCGGCGGAAUCGCGGUUUAGGGACGACCAGAGCACUGUCUCGGGCAAGCCAGCGGCACCCAGAGACAGCUCGAACACAUAGUUGCCUCUAGGCACGACUUGGAGGACGAUUUGGACUGUAUCUAGUGGUAGUUAUAGGCCUACGGCUCUCCACGCCACAUACCCUUCGGGAGGUCUGCCGCAAGGGCGGUUGCGCUCUUGCCGCCAUGGCGUAAAAUACAACAACAACAACACAACAACAACAACAGUGCGUUUUGGUGAGGGUGGAUGGGAUGAAGAUCGAAAUCGCUAAAUUACGAGAAGGUUGCCCUGAACUGUAUGCUGUGUACAUUGGACAGUGGAGGUUUGCUGUGGUAAUAAAUGAUAUUUUGUAGGAAUCAUGAGUUGCAUUCUUAGAUGGUGGUAUGUCACCGGGGCGUAUUAUUUCUUUAGACAAACACAAAGUACUUGAACUGUGAUGGGCUGCUUGGAGAAGGCUAUGGGUGGCUUAGAACCCUCGGCCUGUUCGUUUCGCUUGAUCCCGCAAAUGAGUUAUCCGCAGAUUCGUCUUGCUGUUCAACGCCCAAGUGCUGG